This is a messenger RNA of Octopus bimaculoides (California two-spot octopus), 2095 nucleotides long. RefSeq lists its product as uncharacterized. Gene Ontology annotation, biological process: actin nucleation; intracellular signal transduction; cortical actin cytoskeleton organization. Gene Ontology annotation, cellular component: actin filament; cytoplasm; cytoskeleton. Lineage: Eukaryota; Metazoa; Mollusca; Cephalopoda; Octopoda; Octopodidae. The record is from RefSeq and is a predicted model, not a curated record. Gene Ontology annotation, molecular function: microtubule binding; actin filament binding.
GCCAACCUGCCAGUCAGUUAGACAAUCCGUCGCUCAUUCAUAGUUGUCGUGACCCGGUGCUAUUUAUUACAAGAUGUUAUAAUGCAAGUGUUGCUGGAACAAACGAACGACUAUGGAGUUGAUGACGCUAAGAAUAAGGCGAAGAAGGCUUUUUCGCCGAGUUCCCCUUCAAAGGAAAUUGAAAAUAAAUCCAAAAUAUUCAAAGGGUCAACGUUAGUGUCUGCUCUUGUAGAUAUCAGCGAUAAACGCUUUCCCACGCGUUCAAUUGCGUUAGAUUUUGCACGUCGUCUUUUUAGGCUGGGCCUCGUCAGGAGCAUUUUCGGUGCCAGUAACUUUGAAGAUUCAGUGCAGCUUUAUACCUGGCAUAAUGGUGAUGAUAUUGAACGGGUCUCCAACACAAAUCGGAAUUGCCGUGGAUGUUCAGUGUGUUUCCAGUGUAGAUCUCGAGCUCGGUUUAAUAAAGGGAUGACUAAAAAUCUUCCAGUUUUUUCUCGGUCGACAACGUCUCAAAACACAGACAAUCAAUAUUGCACAAAGCUGCAGCAGACCCCUUCAGACAAUCGAAUGAACGCUAACGCUCAGUUCCUCGAAGACGUUCGGAAUAAAUUACUAAGUAUUGGAGGAGUUACAAGUUCGAAUUCACCCACUGAUAGCUGUGGAAACCCAAAUACCAGAGCAUAUUCAGGUUUUCCAUCGAAUAUUCUGUCUAAUCCAAAAAGUAUUUCCGUACAGCAAACCAAAGAUAUACAACAUUCGACUAAGCUGAAAGCAACACACACAGCUCAUUCUCCUUUAAGAGCGAAACUCAAAGACCGUUGCACUACAAAUUCUAUUAAAAUGGACAGCGGUGUUAAAACAGACAAAUAUUUAUCCGAGAAACAUUUAUUUCCAUUGGAUUAUCGCACACCAAUGAAAAUCCCGCAAGAAAUGCCAAAAAAUUUGGAGACGCAGGUAUUCCGUGCUUGUGUAGACGAUUGUGAGUUAACGGCUUACAAAAAACAUAACAUUUGCAAUAACAACAGCAUUCAUACUAACACCACGAUCGCUAACACAAAUGCUACCACCACCACUACUACUGCCACCACAACAACCACCACCACCACUGCUUUUACAAACCAUCCCCACCAUCCGCACCAUCUCCACCACAAUAAAAACAACGACCACAACAAUAACAACAGAAAUAUCAGUAACAGCUGUUUCGAAGGUGUUAUGAACGGUAACCAAAGUCAAAGUGGGAUGAAAAACUGGGGUUGCGCUGAUCCCUGUUCUUCGUAUUCGGACAACGAAAAGCAACUGAUGGAGGAGAUGAACCGGAUGAAAGGGGAACAUCAGCGUGUGCUGCGAACUUACGAGGAUCGAAUCAGUAAACUGAUGACGAAAAUGCACGAGCUGCACAACAUUGCCGAGAUGCUAGAGAACUCGAGUAACAAGUCUGUUACGUACGGAAUACUUCCGGGCAAAGCUCUGCAGCAGCAACAACAACAACAACAACAGCAGCAGCAGCAGCAGCAACACCACCACCAACAACAACAGCUGCAACAACAUCCGUCAAUGCACUUACAAAAUACUGCCACGCGACAUGCUUUGCAAGGUGAGUCUGCAUAUGCCAUGACUUCAUAACACGUGCUACCCUUACUGUCUUGGCUCCGUCCCGAAGGCCCCCGGGGUGUGAAUCCAUAACUGAAUAUUUGGCUCCUGCCUGGUCCUUUAGGACUUUAUGAGCCAAUAUCACAAGGUACCCAGCAGGAAGAUUAUUUUGAUACUCUAACUUAGGUCGUGACCAUUCAUAGGGCACCACUAUGUGUGUUCAAAUGUCAUCAUCAUCAUCAUCAUCAUCAUCAUCAUCAUCAUCAUCGUCGUCGUCGUCGUCGUCGUCGUCAUCAUCAUCAUCAUCAUAAUUGUAGAUCUUCACUCGUGGUUGUGUAUACGUAGAUACAUACAUACAUGCAUACAUACAUGCAUACAUACAUACAUACGAGAGGGUGCUGAAAAGUUCCUGGCUUUGGGUAAAAGAAAAUACAGGAGAAUCAGUUAAUUAUGAUUUUAUCCAACAUAUUCCCCUCUCAGACUCACACGCGUAUAUCUGUCUCUCAUC